Messenger RNA from Malassezia pachydermatis, 1458 nucleotides. Its product is annotated as dihydrolipoamide acetyltransferase. Bases 1 to 1458 code for a protein of 485 amino acids. Lineage: Eukaryota; Fungi; Basidiomycota; Malasseziomycetes; Malasseziales; Malasseziaceae. The transcript has 3 exons. Gene Ontology annotation, biological process: pyruvate decarboxylation to acetyl-CoA. Gene Ontology annotation, cellular component: pyruvate dehydrogenase complex. Gene Ontology annotation, molecular function: dihydrolipoyllysine-residue acetyltransferase activity. The record is from RefSeq and is a predicted model, not a curated record.
AUGUACUCGAUUGUGCGUCAGCAGUUGCUACGAGUGAGCGCGCCUUUGCGUGCCGGCAUGGCUGGCAUGCACACUAGUGCUACGCUGGCUGAGCUCAAGAAGUUCACCAUGCCUGCCAUGAGUCCGACCAUGGAAGACGGUGGUAUCGCCGCGUGGCGCAAGAAAGAGGGCGAAUCGUUCAGCACGGGCGAUGUACUCCUGGAAGUGGAAACCGAUAAGGCUACGAUGGAAGUUGAGGCUCAAGAUGACGGUGUGGUCGCGAAGAUUUUGACGCCUGGCGGCUCGAAGAACGUGCCCGUGAACUCGGUGAUUGCCAUUAUGGCUGAGGAGGGUGAUGAUCUCUCUGGUGCGGAUGCUCUUGCGGAGGAGGCUAAGAAGGAGUCGGCCAGUGCGAGCGCUAGCUCCUCGUCCGAAGAGCCGAAGAAGGAAGCCCCGAAGAAGGAGGAGGCUUCGAAGAAGGAGGCCCCGAAGAAGGAAGAGGCUCCGAAGAAGGAGGAGGCUCCGAAGGAGGAGUCGUCUCCUGCUCCGGCUAGCACUGGUCCUCUGGACCGCGUAAUGGCCUCGCCGCUGGCGAAGCGUCUUGCCCUGGAGCGUGGUGUGCCUCUGCUGCAAGUCAAGGGCUCCGGUCCGAACGGCCGCAUUCUCAAGGAGGAUGUGGAAAAGUACCAGCCUAGCGCUGGUGCUGGUGCUGGUGCUGCAGCGCCGAGCAGUGGUGCGCCUGCCGCCGCUGGUGCUUCGUACACGGAUGUGCCUGUGUCGAACAUGCGCCGUGUGAUUGCGGAGCGCCUGACGGAGAGCAAGUCUACGGUGCCGCACUACUACGUGACGUUUGAUGUGGAGAUGGACCGUGUGUUGCAGCUGCGCGAGGUUUUCAACAAGGCCUCGAAGGAGGCUGCUCGUGGCGAUGCUGAGAAGGCGAAGGCUGCCAAGCUCUCGGUGAACGACUUUAUUAUCAAGGCAUCGGCGUUGGCCCUCAAGCAGGUUCCUGCCGUGAAUUCGGCAUGGCACGGUGACUUUAUCCGUGAGAACCACGUGCAGGACAUUAGCGUUGCUGUGGCUACGCCUACGGGUCUGAUUACGCCUAUCAUUCGCAACUGUGGUACGGUGGGCCUGGCCGAGAUCGGUGCGCAGAGUAAGGAGCUCUCGAAGAAGGCGCGUGAUGGCAAGCUCAAGCCGGAAGAAUACCAGGGCGGCACGUUCACCAUCUCCAACAUGGGCAUGAUGGGCACGAGCCACUUUACGGCUAUCAUUAACCCGCCGCAGAGCUGCAUUCUUGCGAUUGGCAAGACGGAGCCGCGCCUUGUGCCUGAUGAGUCCUCUGAGAAGGGCUUCAAGACAGUGCAAGUGAUGCAGGCCACCAUCUCUGCCGACCACCGCGUGGUGGAUGGUGCGAUGGCGGCCAAGUGGAUGGCUGCCUUUAAAGCUGCGCUGGAGAACCCUCUGUCGUUCAUGCUCUAG